AUGGUAGUUGUCGAUGAUGGUGAUGAAGAUGAUGCUGUUGCUGUUGCUUUUGCUGCUCAAGCUGUUUGGCCUAGUUGCUUAGUUGAUCGGCCGGCCGGCCGACAGGACGGCCUACGGCUUAAUUCGGCUAAGCCGACUGACUGGUCUGCGGGGGAUGUCGUUCGCCUGAUUCAUUCAGCAAAAGAAACAGAGAGGGCGUUCAAUUAA
Messenger RNA from Enterobius vermicularis (human pinworm), 207 nucleotides. The record is from the annotation of a GenBank genome assembly. NCBI's taxonomy places the organism in Eukaryota, Metazoa, Nematoda, Chromadorea, Rhabditida, Oxyuridae.